Mycena indigotica is the source of this 300-nucleotide messenger RNA. RefSeq names its product Ubiquitin-like domain-containing protein. Gene Ontology annotation, molecular function: protein tag activity; ubiquitin-like protein ligase binding. Gene Ontology annotation, cellular component: septin ring; nucleus. Gene Ontology annotation, biological process: protein sumoylation. The transcript has 5 exons. The record is from RefSeq and is a predicted model, not a curated record. Lineage: Eukaryota; Fungi; Basidiomycota; Agaricomycetes; Agaricales; Mycenaceae. The coding region runs from base 1 to 300 and encodes 99 amino acids.
AUGUCCGACGAGCAGCAACAGGACGAGCCAGUCAAAUCUGAGGACGCGCAGGGCACCAUUAACAUUAAGGUCGUGAGCUCGACGGGCGAGGAAGUUUUCUUCAAGAUCAAGAAGAGCACGAAGCUGAGCAAGCUACAAGGUGCUUAUGCCAGCAAAGUGGGCAAAGACGUGGGCAGCAUUCGGUUUCUGUACGACGGGUCGCGAAUAAACGACGACGACACACCAUCGACGCUCGAAAUGGAGGACAACGACACUAUCGAUGUCAUGGUCGAGCAGGUCGGUGGCGCAGCAGUACCAUGA